UGUAGAUGGAGCUGUCCGGCCCCGGCGAGGGGGAAGGCGCCCGGAGAACGUUCUUCCUCUCCCUGGCCGGCCCGAGCGGGGAAGCAGCGCUCCCAGGAUGCAGUUUGUGUCAACACGGCCGCAGCCUCAGCAGCUGGGCAUCCAGGGCCUGGGGCUGGACGGCGGCAGCUGGAGCUGGGCCCAGGCGCUGCCCCCGGACGAGGUCUGUCACCAGGAGCCGGCGCUGCGCGGGGAAAUGGCCGAGGGAAUGCCGCCCAUGCAGGCUCAAGAAUGGGACAUGGAUGCCCGGCGACCUAUGCCUUUUCAGUUCCCACCCUUCCCAGAUAGGGCUCCCGUCUUCCCUGACCGCAUGAUGCGGGAACCCCAGUUACCUACUGCCGAGAUCUCACUCUGGACCGUGGUGGCCGCCAUUCAGGCUGUGGAGAGGAAGGUGGACGCCCAGGCUAGCCAGCUCCUAAACCUGGAGGGACGCACGGGGACAGCAGAGAAGAAGCUGGCCGACUGCGAAAAGACGGCCGUGGAGUUCGGGAACCACAUGGAGAGCAAGUGGGCCGUGCUGGGGACCCUGCUGCAGGAGUACGGGCUGCUGCAGCGGCGCCUGGAGAACCUGGAGAACCUGCUGCGAAACAGGAACUUCUGGGUCCUGCGGCUGCCCCCAGGGACCAAGGGCGAGGCCCCCAAGGUCCCUGUGACUUUUGUGGACAUUGCUGUCUACUUCUCUGAAGACGAGUGGAAGAACUUGGAUGAGUGGCAGAAGGAGCUUUACAAUAACCUUGUUAAGGAAAACUACAAAACUCUGAUGUCCCUGGACACAGAGGGCCCAGUGCCCAAGCCAGAUGCUCCAGCCCAGGUGGAGCCCAGAGAAGAGCCUUGUGUGUGGGAGCAACGGCACCCUGAAGAGAGAGAAGUCCCAGUGGAUGCAGACACAGGAGCGGAACCCCUGGUACCUGCACAGGACGUGCCCUCCCAGGUCAAGAGGGAGGAAGCCCUGUGUGUGCGGAGCCAGCGGAACCUGGAAGAAAGAGCUAUCCCCACGGAAUCCAUCACCGAUUCCCCCAUCUCUGCCCAGGACCUCUUGUCUCGGAUUAAGCAGGAGGAACAGCAGUGCGUAUGGGACCAGCAGGAUUUGGCAGAGAGAGAUAUCCCCACGGACCCCAAUUCAGAAUCUCUGAUCUCAGCACAUGAUAUUUUGUCCUGGAUCAAGCAGGAGGAGCAGCCAUACCCAUGGGGCCCACGUGACUCAAUGGAAGGAGAACUCGGACUAGACUCUGGCCCUAGUGACAGCCUGUUGCUGGUGAAGAACGCAGCCCCCGCCCCUCCGCAGCCCCAUCAGCAGAGCCUGCCCCCGCUGCCGGUGCCCGAGCACCCUGGCGGCCCGGGCGGCGGCCGCGCGCUGCUGGACGACGGCGGCUUCCCCACGCUGCCGGGCGAGCGGGGCGUGGGCGAGGCCCCGGCGGCAGGUGGGGAGGGCAGCGCGGGGGGCAGCGGGGGCGGCCCCGGCGGCGGCGGCGGCGGGGGCGGCGGCCCGGGGGUGGGAGCCGGCUGCGGCAGCUGCUGCCCCAGCGGCCUGCGGAGGAGCCUGCUGGGGCACGGGGCGCGCAGCAAGCCCUACUCGUGCCCGGAGUGCGGCAAGAGCUUCGGCGUGCGCAAGAGCCUGAUCAUCCACCACCGCAGCCACACCAAGGAGCGGCCGUACGAGUGCGCCGAGUGCGAGAAGAGCUUCAACUGCCACUCGGGGCUCAUCCGCCACCAGAUGACGCACCGCGGCGAGCGGCCCUACAAGUGCUCCGAGUGCGAGAAGACCUACAGCCGCAAGGAGCACCUGCAGAACCACCAGCGGCUGCACACGGGCGAGCGCCCCUUCCAGUGCGCGCUCUGCGGCAAGAGCUUCAUCCGCAAGCAGAACCUGCUCAAGCACCAGCGCAUCCACACCGGCGAGCGCCCCUACGCCUGCGGCGAGUGCGGCAAGAGCUUCCGCUACAAGGAGUCGCUCAAGGACCACCUGCGGGUGCACGGCGGGGGCGCCCCCAGGCCUCUGCAGGCCCCGCCCGAGAGGGACUAGGGCUGGGC
Perognathus longimembris pacificus (Pacific pocket mouse) is the source of this 2070-nucleotide messenger RNA. RefSeq names its product zinc finger protein 282 (gene Znf282). The record is from RefSeq and is a predicted model, not a curated record. The coding region runs from base 98 to 2062 and encodes 654 amino acids. Lineage: Eukaryota; Metazoa; Chordata; Mammalia; Rodentia; Heteromyidae. Gene Ontology annotation, biological process: regulation of DNA-templated transcription. The transcript has 8 exons.